Nycticebus coucang (slow loris) is the source of this 1512-nucleotide messenger RNA. Its product is annotated as dnaJ homolog subfamily B member 6. Gene Ontology annotation, molecular function: ATPase activator activity; Hsp70 protein binding. The record is from RefSeq and is a predicted model, not a curated record. Gene Ontology annotation, cellular component: endoplasmic reticulum membrane; cytosol. Gene Ontology annotation, biological process: positive regulation of proteasomal ubiquitin-dependent protein catabolic process; protein refolding. Bases 113 to 856 code for a protein of 247 amino acids. The transcript has a single exon. Lineage: Eukaryota; Metazoa; Chordata; Mammalia; Primates; Lorisidae.
CCACCAGCGCAGCCGUGCCGGAGCCGCGAGGAGCCCUGGGCCGCCGCCCCCUCCCUCCUUCCCGCCGUCGGUCGUCCGCGUCCUCGGACCUGUUCCAACAAUUAUUUAAAACAUGGUGGAUUACUAUGAUGUUUUAGGCGUGCAGAGACAUGCUUCAGCCGAGGAUAUUAAAAAGGCGUACCGAAAACUGGCACUAAAGUGGCACCCAGAUAAAAACCCUGAGAAUAAAGAAGAAGCAGAGAGAAAAUUCAAACAAGUAGCUGAGGCGUAUGAGGUGUUGUCAGAUCCUAAAAAGCGGGACAUCUAUGACAAAUAUGGCAAAGAAGGAUUAAAUGGUGGAGGAGGUGGAAGUCAUUUUGACAAUCCAUUUGAUUAUAGCUUCACAUUCCGUAAGCCCGAGGAUGUCUUCAGGGAAUUUUUUGGUGGAAGAGACCCCUUUAGAUUUGACUUCUUUGAAGACCCAUUUGAGGACUUUAUUGGGAAUCAGAGGGGUCUCCGAGGAAGCAGAAACCGAGGAACAGGGUCGUUUUUCUCUGGCUUUAGUGGAUUUCCACCUUUUGGAAGUGGAUUUUCUUCUUUUAAUACAGGAUUUUCUGUGGGAUUUCCUGCAGGAUUUUCUUCAUUUGGGUCGCUAGAUCACGGAGGUCUGACUUCAUUCUCUUCCACAUCAUUUGGUGGUAGUGGGAUGGGCAACUUCAAGUCUGUAUCGACUUCUACAAAAAUAGUUAAUGGCAGAAAGAUCACUACAAAGAGAAUCGUGGAGAAUGGUCAAGAAAGAGUGGAAGUUGAGGAAGACGGGCAGCUCAAGUCCCUGACAAUAAAUGGUAAGGAGCAGCUGCGCUUGGAUAACAAGUGACUCAACGCACGCGUUUAACAGAAAUGUUAACUGUAACAAGCACCAUUUGAGGAUUAACAGGAACUUUUUUUGAAGAUUUCAAACGAACUCGACUUUCAGUAUCACUGUACCUAAUCUGAGUGUUUAUAAACAGCUCAUCGGAGCCAUAUUUGUCGUAGACUUUUGAGUUUAUUGUUGGGACCACAUAAUAGGACCAUUUAUUUGUCUUUAAAAUUGUUGUAAAUUUCUGUAUGCACUUUGCUUUUUUAUUAAAUGUACUCCAGGUGAGCCCACUCCUCAGUAGUGGUAGAACAGAGUGUGCACUAACACCAGCAUGGACCUGCUUUUCCAUUGUGUCUGAAACGUGAGCCACGUAGCGUCAGCCUGCUGUGAAGUUAGCACCGCAGGAUGAACCUUCUACAGAAAUAAUUUUGGUUUUUUUCAGUAUUUAGUAGUGAAAGAUAUUAACACAUUAAUGGUAAAACAUUUCUGGUUUACUAUAAGGAUGUUUUCUAGCUGUGCAUGAAUGCUGGCAUCUUAGUAAGUUUUGACAGUUGUUUAAAUAUGUAAUGUUAAGCUUAGGUUUAAAAAGUAAAGCUGGUAUACUGGGUCUUUGUCAUUUGCUUUAAAAAAAAAAAAUAAAUGCGAAUGUCUUUGGUGCAUUCUUUCCUGAGUGG